UAAACAACCAAGAACCCUAAACUCCUUCCUGUUUUCCAACCGCACCUGCCUCCCUCGAGACGAAAAUGGGUGCCUUCAGGUUUCACCAGUACCAGGUUGUCGGAAGAGCUCUCCCGACAGAGAAGGAUGUUCAACCCAAGAUUUACCGGAUGAAGCUCUGGGCCACCAACGAGGUUCGCGCCAAGUCCAAGUUCUGGUACUUCUUGAGGAAGCUCAAGAAGGUCAAGAAGAGUAAUGGUCAGAUGCUCGCCAUCAACGAGAUCUUUGAGAAGAACCCGACAACGAUCAAGAACUUUGGAAUCUGGCUGAGGUACCAGAGCAGGACUGGGUACCACAACAUGUACAAGGAGUUCCGUGACACCACCUUGAACGGUGCCGUUGAGCAGAUGUACACCGAGAUGGCGUCCCGACACCGUGUGAGGUUCCCUUGCAUCCAGAUCAUCAAGACUGCGACUGUUCCGGCCAAACUUUGCAAGAGGGAGAGCACCAAACAGUUUCACAAUAGCAAGAUCAAGUUCCCAUUGGUUUUCCGUAAGGUGAGACCACCAACCAGGAAGCUCAAGACCACCUACAAGGCCUCUAAGCCCAACUUGUUUAUGUAAUGAAGUUGUCCUAUCUGCUGCUUUUGCUUCUUUCUCGGAUAUUUUUGUGUACUUUAGGCCUAUCAAUGGAACUAAACUCGACGUUCUUUGGAUUUUGUGGUUUUUAUUACUUCAUGCUUAUGAAAAACACCUUUUGUUUCUUA
This is a messenger RNA of Brassica oleracea var. oleracea, 745 nucleotides long. Its product is annotated as 60S ribosomal protein L18a-2-like. Gene Ontology annotation, biological process: translation. The transcript has 4 exons. The coding region runs from base 66 to 602 and encodes 178 amino acids. The record is from RefSeq and is a predicted model, not a curated record. Gene Ontology annotation, molecular function: structural constituent of ribosome. Gene Ontology annotation, cellular component: ribosome; cytosolic large ribosomal subunit. NCBI's taxonomy places the organism in Eukaryota, Viridiplantae, Streptophyta, Magnoliopsida, Brassicales, Brassicaceae.